This is a messenger RNA of Anguilla rostrata (American eel), 2559 nucleotides long. RefSeq names its product chromatin assembly factor 1, subunit B (gene chaf1b). The coding region runs from base 245 to 2041 and encodes 598 amino acids. Gene Ontology annotation, molecular function: protein binding. Lineage: Eukaryota; Metazoa; Chordata; Actinopteri; Anguilliformes; Anguillidae. The transcript is spliced from 15 exons. The record is from RefSeq and is a predicted model, not a curated record. Gene Ontology annotation, cellular component: nucleus; CAF-1 complex. Gene Ontology annotation, biological process: DNA replication-dependent chromatin assembly; nucleosome assembly.
GACAAACCGGAAAUAUACGGAAAAAGCCGACGGUGACAACUUCCCUCUGCCUGCAAAUCAGCGCGGGAACAAACACCAGGGCCAUUCAAAAUCAGUGAGAGUUUAUCUACAGUUUCUUAAUAUUUCACCGACGCACAUAUUCUAUAUUUGAUUGUUGGCCUCUCUUUGCAACUGUAGCCUGUUGGCAUCUUUGCCAGACACACUUGCAUUAGGGCUCUGUGGGGGGAUUACUGAGUGCGUCAGGAUGAAGGUGGUUACCUGUGAGAUUGCGUGGCACAACAAGGAGCCGGUGUACAGCAUGGACUUCCAGCAGCAGUGUGAGGGAAAGAUCCACCGGCUGGCCACCGCUGGAGUGGACUCCACUGUGCGGAUGUGGAAGGUGGAAAUGGGGCCGGAUGGCAAGGCAGCGGUGGAGUUCCUGUCCAAUCUGGCUCGGCACACCAAGGCCGUGAACGUAGUGCGGUUCUCCCCUAGCUCCGAGCUGCUGGCAUCAGGCGGAGAUGACGCCGUCAUCUUGCUGUGGAAGCUGAAUGACUGCAAGGAGCCGGAGCCAGCUGUCUUACAGGAGGAUGAGGAUGCUCAGCUCAAUAAGGAGAGCUGGACCGUGGUGAAGACCCUGCGGGGUCACAUCGAGGACGUGUACGAUAUCUCCUGGGCCAGUGAUGGGAACUUCAUGGUGUCAGGAUCUGUGGAUAACACAGCCAUCAUGUGGGACAUCACAAAGGGGCAGAAGAUGUGCAUUUUUAACGAUCAUAAGAGUUAUGUGCAGGGUGUGAGCUGGGAUCCCCUGGGACACUACAUUACCACCCUCAGCUGUGACAGGGUCAUGCGGGUGUACAGUGCUCAAACCAGGAAGAAGGCCUACAACAUCAGUAAAAUGACAUCUGGAUCAGCGGCUGAGGGGGAGGUGAAGAAUUACAGAAUGUUCCACGAUGACAGCAUGAGGUCUUUCUUUCGCCGGCUCUCCUUCACCCCCGACGGCUCCUUCCUGCUGGUUCCAGCUGGGUGUGUGGAGGCUGGAGAGAACGUUACUAACACCACCUACAUCUUCUCCAGGAAGAACUUUAAGCGGCCCGUCGCUCACCUGCCCUGCCCCGCCAAGGCUACGCUAGCCGUGCGCUGCUGUCCUGUCUACUUUGAGCUCCGGACCCACAAGAGUGAAGACGGCUCCACGCAGACCCUCCCUAACACCCUGCAGCUGCCAUAUCGCCUGGUGUUCGCCGUGGCCUCUGAGAAUUCCAUCUUCCUGUACGACACUCAGCAGAGCCUUCCUUUUGGUUACAUCUCCAACAUCCACUACCACACCCUCAGUGACCUCACAUGGUCCCGGGAUGGCUCUUUCCUGGCCGUGUCCUCCACUGAUGGGUACUGCUCAUUCCUGUCCUUCUCUCCGGGGGAGCUGGGGACCCCCCUGAAGCAGCGCCCCCUUCUGGAGACACUCACUCCUUCGUCUGUCCCUGAGAAGAAAGGCAAGAAGGUGGCGGGGGGCAGAACUGCCUCCCCCGUACCCCGGAACACAGAGGCCAGCCCCGGAGCGGGGUUAAAGGUCAGCACGGUGGGAGAGGGGGCUUGCGAUGCCCCCUCCACCCCCCUGAGCACCAAGACCCCCAACGCCUGCACCCCUACCUCAGGCGACCGGACGAGCCAGUCCGGCCAGGCCAAGCCCCAGCCCCGCAGGAUCAUGCUCAACACCCUGGAGGCCUGGAGCAAAGCCAGCGCCCCUAAAACGACCAGCACCCUUACAGCGGGAUCCCCCAGUGCCAGGACCCCCAGCACCCCCAAGGGGCCCACUCCCAGGCGGAUCUCUCUGACUCCAGUCCCUGGGCCGGGCUCCACCCAGACCUUUGCCUCUCCUUCCCCCUCAGAGAAGGCCAAGCAUGAGAGGCCAUCCCCCCCCAGUGACCCCAUGUGCAAACCCCCAGAGCCCAAGCGCUCCAAGAAUGAUGAACCCCUCCCCAGUGCCACGCCCAGUGCCACGCCCAGUGCCGCCCCCGCAGCCCCACCCAGCACCACAGAUGGCAAUGAGCCGCAGGACCCGUGAAGACCCUGGUACAGACUGACUGAUGUCACCACUGGCCCCCUCAAACUGGCCCCCCCACCGCACACACUCCUGUUCCUCCUGUUCCACAUGGAUGCAGCACACUAAUGCUGUGUGUGUGUGUGUUCCUAUCCUCCUGUAACUUUGGGAUAUCGAGUGUGAGGGAAAUGUGCACUUAUGGAGGUUGCUUCUUGUAUUUUAAAAGUUAUGUCUGAUAAACACUUCAGCUUAGAACUUCAAUUUUACCCAUGAUUCUCUGCACCAGUGGAACAUAGCAAUUUGAACAUCCAUCUGUGUUCCUCUCCUGUCAGAAUGAGGCUCAUUGAAAAGUCACUCUUCACUCACUGUUUUUUUGUCUGUGUUUUUGCGUAUUGUAACUGUGCAUUGGAGUUACUCUAUACAUAUUAUUUUUAAAUGAACUGAUAAUAUUAGACGUGUUAUCCAGCUUAAGGACAGCUUCUGUUUGAAAACUUUCCGACAAAGGAAUUGAGAUGCGAGUAAAUGUAUCACUGUAAAAAUAA